This is a messenger RNA of Styela clava, 5477 nucleotides long. Its product is annotated as protein mono-ADP-ribosyltransferase PARP14-like. Gene Ontology annotation, cellular component: nucleus; cytoplasm. Gene Ontology annotation, biological process: negative regulation of gene expression; protein poly-ADP-ribosylation. Gene Ontology annotation, molecular function: transcription corepressor activity; nucleic acid binding; NAD+ poly-ADP-ribosyltransferase activity. NCBI's taxonomy places the organism in Eukaryota, Metazoa, Chordata, Ascidiacea, Stolidobranchia, Styelidae. The record is from RefSeq and is a predicted model, not a curated record.
UCCCGUAAAAUUCAUAUUGUUAGUUAAAUUAGUAUUUAUUACUUUUUCAUAAUUUUGAACUUUCGACUAGAACUUCAUAAACUAGAAGAGUCUGCAAAUACUACAUGUAAUUAUAAUAAAUGCUAUACUGCAAAGAGAUCCAGGGGUUCCGCUUUUAUUGGCAAAAUUAGAGGGAAUAUCAGCAGCUGAUAACGUUGGAAAAUGAAUGGGAAUUCUGUCACAAUUCAUGGUUUACCAAUAACAUGCAAUGUAGUGAAAAUAAAACUCAAAUUUGAAUCUGAUUGCAAAGUUAAGAUAAAAAAUAUCAAACUAGGUCAAGAACAAGCAAAGGUUUUUUUGGAAAAUGCAGAAGAUUGCCAAACAUUUUGUGCUUCUUUUCCAAGAACUAUUAAGUUUGGAACUACUGAAUAUUCACUGACUGUAUCAUCUGAUAAAAAAGAUGAAUCUAAUAAGGUUUCUCCUCAUACCCACAAUGCACAAAAUCCAACGAGUGAAAUUUCAAAGUCAAAAUGGGAUUUUAGCUUGAUUCAUAGCUGGUCAACUAUGGAAGAACUCUCUAAUAAGCAAAAAGGUCUAUUAGUUCAACCAAGGAAUGUUGAUAUAAAACCUCAAGACAUCAUUGCCUACUUUGAAUCAUUCAAUGAUCAGCUUUCAGGAGGUUUGAUAAGCAGAAUGUAUCCAAUGAUUGAUGGAAUAUUCAUCAUAUUUGAAGAUUCAGAAACUGUUGAACAAAUUUGGAACUGGAGACCCCACCGAAUAAAUGGAAAACGAGUUGACAUUUUUGUGAAAUUGAUUCCUAAAAUAUAUGGCAACAGAGUUGUUGUAACACCAUGCUCAGAUGACCUCCGUGAAGAUGAUCUGCAAUUACUUUUGCAUCAAUGUUCAUCAAAAACUCUUACAUUGAAAAAAGUUGAACUUCAACUCACUAAAUCUUUCCUUGUAUUGUAUGAUGCUGCUGUAGACAAGAAAGAUAUUCGCCAAGUUGUUGAAAAAUUUAGGAAAAAAAAUUCUGAUCACAAGAUUUCGUUUCUGAGAAAAACAGACUGCAUAUGUGUAACAAAGGCCCCAUAUGAUGUAUGUGAUGAUGAACUCAUUACAUUAUUUGGAAAUUCUGACCGAGCUGGUGGAGGACAAGUUACCAGAAUUGAUCGUUUGAAAGAUGAAAAUGGCAUACUGAUAUAUUUUUCUUCUUACCAGGAUGCAGAGAAAAUUGUUGACAAGUUUCGUGGAAAGACAUUACCUUUUUGUGGAUUUCCACUGAAGCUCUCACUCUAUUUUCAUUGUUUAUAUGAUCGUCAUGUUGAUAUAAAGAAUAUCAAAGAGAUCGAUGAAUAUUAUGCAAAAAAUAUUUUCACAAGAACUGAACCAGUCAUUGGUGAUUCAAGUCUUAACAAUGCAAGAAAGAAAACUCUUUAUUAUUAUAAGGAUGCUGAUGUGAAUAUUCUUAAGUUUCUUUUUGAAAAACAAGAACAUAUGAAUUUGCUCAAUUCAAGUUUACAACCCGGGUGUUCUGCGGAAGCCACUUGGCAUGGCCUGGAGAUUUCUUUAUCCACGGAGUCCACUGAUGCUGAAAGCAAGUGCAAGCGUCAAAUUGACAAAUUUUUGAAAGACUACAUUUCUCAAAAAUUCAGUGAUUUUGAUGAAACCAACAAAGAAAUAAUUGACUUAGUAGACUCAGACAAUGACGAUGUUUGUAUAAGAUGGGCAAACGAAGCGAAAGAUGAAGUUGUGGUUACUGGUCUCAAAGCAGAAGUGGAUUCUUUUAUUUCUAGCUUGGAAACACCAUCUGAUUAUAAAACUUUGCAUCUCAAAGAAGGAAAAAUCAGGUGGCUGGUGGAUUGUGGAAUUUUAAAACAAAUUAUGAAAGAGUAUCAAGUUGUUAUAAAUCAUGAUGAAAAUUUUAAAUCAAUUAACUUUUCUGGCAUGAAAGAAAAUUCAUUAAAAGCUCAAUCUGCUAUUAAAAAGACGGUAUCUACUCUAAAAUUUGAAAGAUAUAUCCCAAGCGAAAAGGCUUUUUUGGAGUUUUUGAAGGACUCUAAACAGAAUGAAAAAAUUUCACAGCAUGUUCUCAGAAUAUUUCAAAAAGAAAAUGUUUGUGCAAAUCUUCAAUUUGAAGAUGAUUGGCCUUAUAUAUGGUCAGAUGAAAAGAAUAUGAGUUCUUCUUUAGCAUGUUUGAAUGACAGUUUAGUUGUUGACGAGUCUAUGGAACUUUUUUCUGUAACCAUGAAUGAAAAGCAGAGCCAAGGUUGGAAAAUUGCAUCCGCAAUGGAAACUGAUGGGAAAAUUCAGCUUCGUAUGAAAGAGAAUAUUUUGUCAAUUGUCGGCUUCAAACAGUUUGUAAGCCAGGCCAAAGAAAAAUUGAAGGAACUAUUUGGAUCUUUGGUGAAUUUCAGAAUGAUAUAUAAGGCAGAAUAUGGAAAAGCUCAAUUUUUCUUGAAGUUCGAAAACUUUAGAGACAUUUGCCGAAAAAAUCAAUUGAAGCAUGAGUUGGUUGAUGAAGGUAUCUUACUGAAGGGGACACAAAGAGGCCUGAAAACAAUGGGAGAUGCUUUAUUGGCUUGGAACAAGAAUACUGUUUUGCUGUCAAGAACUGUGGAAAAACAUGGCAUUGUAGAGUAUUUCAUCGAUGGCAAAAGUAAACACGUACUGGAUACAAUUGGGAAAAAUAAUAAGUCAACAAUAUUUGUCAAAACAGAAAGACAAAGAUCACAAAUGCCCAAGAAACCAAAUGAUGACAAGUUUGAAUGGAAAGCACCAAGUCAUAAAUUGAACAAAGUACAUUCAGUUGCACUUGGACCCUUGAAAAUAUCUGUUCGUCAAGGUGAUAUAACCAAUGAAACUAAUGAUGGAAUUGUCAAUGUAACUGGAAUAACAUUUGAUUUGUCCAAAGGGACAAUAUCCAGAAAAAUAGUAGAAAAAGGUGGAAAAAUAAUCAAGCAAGAAGUAUUUGAUUCUACGGGGAAAUAUAUUCGCGUAACGAGCAACGGAAAACUCAAAUGCAAAAAAAUACUACAUGCAGUCAUCCCUAAUGACAGAAAGAAAAUUGUCAAAUUUUUAGUUGAUGUUUUGAAAGAAGCCAACUUUCGCAAAUGCCUAUCUCUUUCGAUACCUGCUAUUGGAACAGGUAUAAUUGGCCUAUCAAGUGCAGAAUCUGCAAAAAUGAUGUUUGAUGCUUUUCGAGAAUUUGUGAAAGAAGUUAAAAAUAUUGAACAUCUAAAAAUCAUUGAUAUUGUGAUAUUUGAAGACUCACAUUUGUCGGAUUUUGAAACUGAAGUUGCCAUGCAAGGAGUUGGAAAUCAAAUUCCAACUAAAAAAAGCACAUAUGGAGCAAAUUCUCCGAAGAAGAAAAGUAAUGGAAAGAAAAGCCAAUCCAAUAAUACAUCAGCCACGAUUGGUAAUCUUACAGUAUCUGUGCGGCAAGGAGACAUUACUUUGGAGACUAACACUGCUAUUGUUAACAGUACUGGAACAAGGUUUGAUUUGUCUCAAGGAAUGGUUUCACAAGCGAUUAUACGCAAAGGUGGAUUCCAAAUUCAAAAAGAAGUUAAAUCAGCUAAGGGUGAUAAUAUUCGUGUGACAUCUGGUGGGAAACUUUCAUGUGCAAAGAUAAUUCAUGUUGUGACACCAAAAAAUCCAGACAAAAUUGGAGUUUGUUUAAUAAACAUUUUGUAUACUGCUGAACAACAAAGUUGCUCAUCUAUAUCAAUUCCAGCUAUUGGUACAGGGCAGCUGAAAUUGCCUAGUGUGACAAUAGCCAAAAUAUUGAUGAAAGCUAUCCAUGAAUUUGUGGACAGAUGUCCAAACACAAAAUAUCUGACUAAAGUUGAUUUUGUGAUAUAUGAGGAGUCACAAAUGAGCGAUUUCAGACAAGGGCUUCUGGAAAGUGAAACUGAGUAUGAAAAAACAAGGACUUACGGCAGUCAAAUUGGCAAACAAUUACAUGGACAAAGGAAUGCUUAUGAUGAGAAAAAAUAUAGUCCAGAUGAUAUUAACAAUGACAAAGGAUGUAAAAAAGUGGAAUUUCAAAUUUAUUCCUUUACUCAAGAAUAUGGGGAGAAGGCCUGGACUGCUCUAAUGAAAAAAAUCGAGGAAAUGUUUCCGACUUAUACAAUUACUGACAACAUUGUAAUUGGUCUGAUUGCUUCAAAAUGGGAAGCUAUUGAACAAUUGCGUCAGAAACAUAAUGUUCUUAUUCAAAGAUCUAAAGAUAAAAUCUCAAUUGAGGGAAAAUCGCAUAAUGUAUCAAUUGCCUCAGAUGAGAUCAAAGUUAUGCUGAAGGAAUUUGGACUCAAUCAUACGGGUUGGAAUGCUUAUAAUUUUUCUUGGGCAUUCAAGAGUAAGUUUAACACUUGGGAAAAUUUUGAAGAUGACAUCAGCCAGAAGUUAGAAUUGCUGUUUCUGCAGGGAAAAGAAAAACAAGGAGAAUCAAGUAGAACGGAAGAAAACUCAGAUUUUGUGAAAAUCAAUGAUCAAGUUUAUCAUGUUGAUUUCCAAAAUAUGCGAUUUUUCGAUGGAACUGAUAUAAAAAGAAUAGAAAAUAAAAAUGUCGGAACCAGACGAACUGAGCAGUUACCAAUGAAUAACAACCAUUUUGGAUCAUCUUCGACGGACAAGAAUAGAAAGGGUAGAGAUUCAGAUGGGACAUUUUAUGCAUAAGGAAUCAAUGGAACUCUUUACUUGAUAUAUAAAGACAUAAUCGAGAAUCUACAAACUAAUUUCAACCAUUAAUUUGUAAUAACAAAUGUGAUAUAUUUCAGAAUGUGUAAAAAUUUCUGGAUGUAUAUGCUACUAUUAGUGCUGAGAAUUUGAAAUUGAUAUAGCAGGCAAACUAACCAAAAAGCCAUGUUGACGGUGUAUAAACUUGCUCCGAUAUUGCUUAAAAUUGUUGGGGCUUGAAAAUAGCUUAUUUUCUCUGUUCAUUACAAAAUUUGCACCUUUCCUACAGUUUAUUUCUUAUAUCAAGAUUUUUUGGUCACCAGAGUGGUGGCGAUAAAUACUGUAUUGAUUCUUGUGACGAAUAUUUAGUUUGCCAAAUUGAUGAAUAAUUUUUAAUUAUAUUUCUAAAGUUUCAAUUUUUAUUAAUUUAAAAUAAUUUUAAAGUGUUGAUUAAUCUGUAAGAAGAAUCAUACUACUCGGAUAUUCCAAACUAGUAUUAGGAAGUAAAUGGCUGAUUCAUAUGUGAAUGCCGUUAAUAUUUUUUGUUACUUUAUUUUAAUGUGGCUGUGACACACUUAAUUUUGUAAAGAAUUUGCCUUGUGUGUAUGAUUGAUUUGAAUAUUAUAAAUAAUGUUGAUUUUCUAUAUAUAUAUAUAUAUAAGUAAUUCAAUUGUUUUUUUCCAUGUAGAAUUCAGUGUGAUAUUUUAAUUUAAGUAUACUUAUGCUGGACCUAAUUCUGAUGAUGUGUAUAUAGUUUACCACAAGAUUAUGUCUUAACAGAUUUUACUCAUCAUGAAUAAAAUAAAAUCUAUGUAACAUGA